GAUGAUCACCCGGUGUGCCAAUAGAUUCCCAAAACAAUCCAUAGAGGAAACAGUGGGUACUUGAAAAAGAAGAAUAUUCCUCCAUCCAUUACGAUUUCUCAUUCUCAUUCCUCUGUUCCAAUUCCUAUUAUUCUGAUUCGUCUCCAAUCCAAUAUUCUGAAAAUCCACAGACAGAUAUGAUGAUCAUCAUCAUCUAUUUCCAACCCUUGAUGUCUGUGUAAAGAGAUGAAAUUCGGAAAAGAAUUGGGCAUUCAUCUGGAACAAACCCUACCUGAAUGGAGGGACAAAUACCUGUGUUACAAACUUCUCAAGAGCUUCCUUAAACACAUCCCUAAUCCCGCUGACGACGAUCACCCUCAUCUUCCGCCGCCGGCCGAUGCCGCCGUUGAUCGGAACUUUCCUCCCUUGCCGCCCCACUUGGCUGAACUCCAGGAGUGGUUUGUCAGGGUUUUAGAAGAAGAAAUUGACAAGUUUAAUGAUUUUUAUGUUGACAAGGAGGAAGAAUUCGUCAUCCGAUUUAAGGAGUUAAAGGAAAGAAUAGAGAGAGUGAAGGAGAAAAGCUGGAGAGAUGGAAACUUUUCAUCGGAAAGUGAAUACAGUGAUGAGAUGAUGGCGAUACGCAAAGACUUUGUCACUAUCCAUGGGGAGAUGGUGCUUCUCAAAAACUAUAGCUCCUUAAACUUUGCAGGGAUUAUAAAAAUCUUGAAGAAGUAUGACAAACGAACCGGAGGAUUAUUACGCGUACAUUUCACACAACUUACCCUUCGCCAACCCUUUUUCACAACCGAACCACUUACUAGAUUGGUCCAUGAAUGCGAGGAAAAUCUUGAACUCCUUUUCCCUUUAGAAGCUGAAGUAGUGGAAGAAUCAUCUAGCAAACCAGAUAAUGCUGCAAAUACAAUAACCACCACAUCAAUUGAGGUAGAAACUUCAGAUGUAUAUAGAAGAACAAUAGACGCGAUGAGAACAAUAAAGGGUCUAAAAAAGGAAAGUUCAACGUCGAAUCCGCUUUCGUUUGCAUCUAUUUUCGGCAACCAGGAUGUUGACACGGGUGCUAUAACUAACGGAGACUCGCCUACAAACUCAUCAACUUCUUUUCAUGAUGAAACAAGAACAGGAUCGGGAUGAUCAAGUUAUCGAUAGAUCCUAGUAGAUUUUUGGUUUUUGACAACUUAUAUAAUUUGUUUUUUGCAUUAUAAUUUUUGUAUAUGAGAACAAUGAUUUUGUACAACUAUGUGUGUUUGUUCUUAUACGACUUCUAAUAAUACGAGACUGUGACUUUGAAAGUGA
This is a messenger RNA of Helianthus annuus (common sunflower), 1290 nucleotides long. Its product is annotated as SPX domain-containing protein 4-like. The record is from RefSeq and is a predicted model, not a curated record. Bases 226 to 1128 code for a protein of 300 amino acids. The transcript has 3 exons. Lineage: Eukaryota; Viridiplantae; Streptophyta; Magnoliopsida; Asterales; Asteraceae. Gene Ontology annotation, biological process: cellular response to phosphate starvation.